Molecule: messenger RNA, 1585 nt
Organism: Galdieria sulphuraria
Lineage: Eukaryota; Rhodophyta; Bangiophyceae; Galdieriales; Galdieriaceae
Product: ATPase
Exons: 1
Coding region: 12-1544 (510 amino acids)
Molecular function (GO): ATP binding; ATP hydrolysis activity
Source: RefSeq, a predicted model, not a curated record
UCGCCAAGUGUAUGGCCACUCGCUUCUCUUCUGAAGUUCACUAUGGGUCAGCUGUCGAUUGGAUAUAUGCCUAUGGGAAAUAUUUGGAUAGUCCUUUGAAGAAUAUUCUAGUUUCAGCUCCAACACAGAAACCUAUCCUAUUGAUUAUCGAUGACGCCGACCAUUGGGUAGUUGGAAAAAAGUCCUUGGAAAAGAAAACUAUGUGUGGGUUUAUUGAAGAAUUGGACUCGUGUAGGAACCUCCAACAACGAAUAUUAUGGAUACUUAUCACACGAGAGGAAAAUCAACUACACCCCAUUUUGAGACGAGACGAGUACUUUCCUCAUUCCUUUUGCGUUCCUUCGUUGUCAAGAGAAAACAUUCAUCAUAUGGUGUCUUAUUGGCUUGAAAAAAUAGAUAAUCCUACUAUAUCUCGUGUUGCUUUGGAUCUCGUGCAACGUGAAAACAUGAUUCCUGGAUGGAAGGGAUGCGUCUUUGGGCAUAUCUCAUAUUUGGUGACAACGUUCUUACGAAUGGUUUAUUGUAAGGGUGGAGAUCACGACUCGAUAGCAAAACAAUGGCAACGAAGUCUUGAGGCAACUUUCUCCUUUGUCGUACAAAACAACCCGGAAAUAGGGAUAAGCAACCAUAAACCAUCAUCCAAUUUCAUAGUGGACGAUUUCUUAGUUGGCAGCGAUGAUGAAAGCUCUCUAUCAGAAACUUUCAAUGAUUUGGUCACCGUUAUCACAUAUUCAAUGAAAAAGAACCAACAAGUAUUUCCUACCACAGUCACUCCUUUUCGAGGUGCCUUAAUUUAUGGUCCUUGUGGUGUGGGAAAGACAAGUUUAUGUCAUCGACUUGUUCAAAAGCUUCAUUUACCUGUAUUCGUUCUAGAUGGAGCAUCACUAUUGGCCUCUGCAAUAGGACAAUCAGAAAAAACCUUGAAACAAUGUUUUCUAGCAGCACGUAGAUUCUCACCCUGUGUCAUUUUUGUGGAUCAAAUAGAUAUGGUGUUCCAGAAGAGAGACUUUGCUGAUGGCACGUCAGCUGAAAGUCUUUCCAGAUUGACUUGUCUAUUUUUAUCGGAAAUGGAUGGCUUCUCAACUUCGCGUCAACCGGAGUUCUUUGUUUUGGCAACAGCACAAGAUUUGGAUAAAAUAGAUCCCGCUUUGUUGCGCCCUGGAAGAUUGGAAUACAAAAAAAAGUUGGAUUUACCGACCAACUAUCAGAGGUAUCGAUAUUUGUGCAAUUUUUUGAAACAUGUGAAGAACGUAGGAGUCACCGUGGAGAAGCAAGUAGAAGACAACCAAUUUCUAGAUUGGAUCGUUCAAAGCACUUGCAUGUGGAAUCUUGCAGACUGGUCCAUGUUACUGCGUUCCGUGCUGUUGUGUUGUUGGAAAGAAAAAGUGAAUGAUGGGGAGUUGAAACGGAAACAUUUCGAAAGUAUGUUGAUGGAGAAACAAGGAACAUCCAACUUGUUACCAAUCGACUCUUCUUUUGAGAGUGAAGUCAUCGAAGGAAAGCGGGAAUACUGCGGGAAUACUGAAAAAAAAAAUAACUUGUAGUUUGUGUAAAAGAGAAACAAACUAGGUUGUAUCCCUUGCGA